Molecule: messenger RNA, 4316 nt
Organism: Protopterus annectens (West African lungfish)
Lineage: Eukaryota; Metazoa; Chordata; Ceratodontiformes; Protopteridae
Gene: BRSK2
Product: BR serine/threonine kinase 2
Exons: 21
Coding region: 252-2543 (763 amino acids)
Biological process (GO): microtubule cytoskeleton organization; protein phosphorylation; intracellular signal transduction
Cellular component (GO): cytoplasm
Molecular function (GO): protein serine/threonine kinase activity; ATP binding; tau-protein kinase activity
Source: RefSeq, a predicted model, not a curated record
GCGCUUGCUGUCUGCUGAACAGCUCCAAGCGAGAACAAGGCGUGCGGCACCAGCAGCAGCCCUGAGCACCAUGCUCUUUGGAUCGUAGACUUAUUGGGUGCUUUUUUCUUUUUUUUUUUUUUUUUUUUCUUUUUUUUUAUUUCUGUUUUCGCAAGGGACACUUUACUAAUGAAACAAGGACGCUUGGCUGGAUCAUAGGAAUAUAGGAUUUAAAUACCAUCAUCUUCCCUUUAGAGUCAGCAAAACUAGAAAUGACAUCUGCUGGUAAAGAAAGCAGUGGAGCUCAGCAUGCCCAGUAUGUUGGACCAUAUCGUCUGGAAAAAACGCUUGGGAAAGGACAAACAGGAUUGGUGAAGUUGGGAGUCCACUGUGUAACAGGUCAAAAGGUUGCAAUAAAGAUCGUCAACAGGGAGAAGCUGAGUGAGUCUGUGUUAAUGAAGGUGGAGCGAGAAAUAGCUAUUCUGAAGUUAAUAGAGCAUCCUCAUGUAUUAAAAUUGCACGACGUCUACGAAAAUAAGAAAUAUUUGUAUUUGGUAUUAGAACAUGUGUCUGGUGGGGAAUUGUUUGACUAUCUGGUUAAAAAAGGAAGAUUAACACCAAAAGAGGCCAGGAAGUUUUUCCGACAAAUAAUUUCAGCAUUAGAUUUUUGUCAUAGUCAUUCAAUAUGCCACAGAGACUUGAAACCAGAGAACUUGUUGCUUGAUGAAAAAAAUAACAUCAGGAUAGCAGAUUUUGGAAUGGCUUCUCUACAGGUUGGAGACAGUUUGUUAGAAACCAGCUGUGGGUCACCACAUUAUGCCUGCCCAGAAGUUAUCCGAGGAGAAAAAUAUGAUGGAAGAAAGGCAGAUGUAUGGAGUUGUGGAGUAAUAUUGUUCGCAUUAUUAGUGGGUGCAUUACCGUUUGAUGAUGACAAUUUAAGGCAGUUACUGGAGAAGGUAAAACGUGGGGUAUUUCAUAUGCCACAUUUCAUUCCGCCUGACUGUCAGAAUCUUUUACGUGGAAUGAUUGAAGUAGAUGCUGUCAAUAGAUUGACGCUAGAGCAAAUUCAGAAACAUAUAUGGUAUAUAGGUGGUAAGAACGAACCAGAACCAGAACAGCCAAUCCCACGAAAAGUGCAGAUCCGAUCUCUUCCAUCCCUUGAAGAUAUUGAUCCUGAUGUAUUAGAAAGUAUGCAUUCUUUAGGCUGUUUCCAAGAUCGAAAUAAACUCCUACAGGAUUUACUAUCUGAAGAGGAAAACCAAGAGAAGAUGAUUUACUUUCUCCUCCUAGAUCGAAAAGAGAGGUAUCCAAGCCAUGAAGAUGAGGAUUUACCACCUCGGAAUGAGAUUGACCAUCAUCUUCUAGAUCCACCACGAAAGAGAGUAGAUUCACCGAUGUUGAACAGGCAUGGGAAACGACGUCCAGAAAGAAAAUCCAUGGAAGUGCUUAGUGUGACUGACGGUGGUUCGCCAGUUCCAGCACGUCGAGCUAUUGAAAUGACACAGCAUGGACAGAGUAAAGCUAUGUUCAGUAAAAGCUUGGAUAUCUCUGAAGCCAGCCCCAUACUCAGCAGAGAAGAAAGGUCAAGAUCUAUCAGCGGUGCCUCAUCGGGUCUUUCAACAAGCCCUCUCAGUAGCCCUCGGGUAACCCCUCACCCUUCCCCAAGGGGAAGCCCCCUCCCCACCCCCAAGGGGACACCUGUCCACACACCCAAGGAGAGCCCAGCGAGUACACCCAAUCCAACACCGCCUUCCAGUCCCAGCAUUGGAGGAAUGCCUUGGAGGACAAGACUCAACUCAAUCAAGAACAGUUUUCUGGGCUCACCAAGGUUUCACCGCAGGAAAUUGCAAGUACCUACACCAGAAGAGAUGUCAAGCUUAACGCCAGAGUCUUCCCCAGAACUUGCCAAAAAAUCCUGGUUUGGUAAUUUUAUCAAUCUUGAGAAAGAAGAACAAAUCUUCAUAGUCAUAAAGGACAAGCCAUUGAGUUCUAUCAAAGCAGAUAUUGUGCAUGCAUUCCUCUCGAUCCCAAGUCUCAGUCACAGUGUCAUAUCACAGACAAGUUUCCGAGCAGAAUAUAAGUCGACAGCAGGACCUGCUGUUUUCCAGAAACCUGUAAAGUUUCAGGUUGAUAUUACGUACACAGAAGGAGAGGUCCAGAAAGAAAAUGGCAUCUACUCGGUCACAUUUACCUUGCUGUCAGGUCCAAGCCGACGGUUUAAGCGAGUGGUAGAAACAAUCCAAACCCAGUUAUUAAGCACACAUGAUCAACCUUCAGUGCAGCAGUUGUCAGACAUCAGUAACUGUAUGGAGACGAUGACUGACAGACUUUCUAAAUGUGGCAGUCCAUUGAGUAACUUCUUUGACGUAAUUAAACAACUUUUUUCAGACGAGAAGAAUGGGCAGUUGGCACACCCACCAGGCACGCCAACAAAGCAUGGUGCAAACAGCAAGCGGAGCGAAUCCGAUGCUAAUGACUAUGGUUCUAGAGGCGAUUCUAAGUACCCAGCAGGCAAAGAAAAGACAAAGAUGGUCUCAUCUAUCGGGACACAAGAUCAACAUUAAAUUAUUUAAAAAAAAAUAAAAACACAAUCCUUAGAGAGCUAGUCUUAUAUACUAGGUGGAUGUACAUACCUGAAUACUUCGAUACAAAAAUGUCUGUACACAAAUUCUUUUGUAUGGAGGAAUGGCUGUAUAUAUAUCUGAUACAAAAUAUUAGUAGCACUUGCAAACUCCGUUCUACAGCAUUUUAUCCCAAUUUUUUUUUCUCUUCCCUGCUCUCUUUCUAUGAUGAACUUGACUUGCCUUCGCACUGCUACCAGGCGUUGUCCAGAAAACUUGUUAAAUUACAGCCUUGGCGUGCUCUUCCAUGCUCCGGACAUUUGUUGAAGGGAAGCUGCUGUUGUCCAAUGUCCAAGAUCCAGAACCCUCUUUUUAACAUCCUGUUUCAGUCCUUUAUACUUCAGCCACUAAAAAGCAACAACGAGACAAGAAAAGAGAAAAACCAAAGCCUUCAGGAACAUGUAUGCACCACAGAUGAACUCUUGGUAAAAUGGCACACCUUAUCAAGAGGCAGAUACCUUCAACUUGAACUUUGCAAAUAUGUCUCCUUUUGUAGGAUUCUAUGAACUGCCAGGAAACAUAUUUGAACUUAAGAACAGUCAUCUUACAGCACAAUACUGAAUUCGUAUAAAUUUGUAGACUAAUGCUGAACAAUCGUUCAUGUCCUCUUGUACAGCAUCUUGUAAUUGUAUAGAUUAUCUUUGAAUAGUUGUGAUACUUUGUUUAGCUGUAGAUGCAAUCAUUGUGUUGCCAAGUCUAAGUUUACCAGUAUUAUUUAUUUUAGAUUUUAAGAGUUUAAUUUUUUUUCUCACCGUAUUUCUCUGUUUUGCUGUUCCCUGUUCUUUACUUUGUUUUCGUAAAAGCACUGUGCCUAGUACAGCAGUGUUCCUUAGUCUACAUUUCCAAGAACAAACAUUGUCGACUGAAACAUAAAUCAUGCAGAUAUUUUUGUAACUUUUUUAUUGUUCUGUCUGAAAAGUAUUGUCUUAUUUAUUUAUAUGUACAUAUGCACAUGCAGUUAUUAUGUAGAGGCAACACUAACAUAUUUAUUUCGUUAAAGAAAAUGAGACUAUUUUCUCCUAAUUUAUGAGACUGCUGUGAACAAUGUUUAUUUAUUUUGCCCAACAUCAAGGAAACUUGUAGUAUAUGUUUAAAUACCAAUGCUUCAAGAAUGUAGAAUAGCACUAGUGUCUGGAAAAUUAUUACCUUAUGCCACUAUUUGGUAGUUUCAUAUCAGUGUGAGUGUACUACAGGUUUUAAAGAAAAAGAAAAUCUCUCUUGGACCAGUUUUACUUGUAUAUAAGAUGAAAUCUGGCUGAUGACAUUUGAUCUUUGACCUUCUGGGAAGGGAAUUUUUUUUCCCUGUUCUUGAACUUUUAUCUUCUAUUACUGUUUGCAUGUCAGACAUGGGGUUUUUUCUUUGCAUGAAUUUGCUGUAACUGUUCCAUAAUGCCUCUGUCUUCUUUACUGCUUUCUAUUUUCUCUGUUUUUCCCGUUCUAUAUGUGCACAGGUUCUAAUGCUUCCUUUACACGGUGCAGCUUUGCAGCCAGGCUGGGAUUUCAAUGUACAAAUAAGGCAAGCCCAGGCAGUACAAGCAGGAAGGGAAUUACUAAAAAGAAAAUGAAAUAAAGCAAUACCUACUGUUAUCCUUCCUAUUUUGUACUUUGAAGACACAAACGUUUCAUUAUUUAACAGUAAAAAUAACUAAUGUACCCCUUGUAAUAUACAAGUGAACAAACUCAGUGCAGAACCAAUAAAUUCAUUCAUUUAAAGAA